Messenger RNA from Drosophila sulfurigaster albostrigata, 2178 nucleotides. Its product is annotated as dynein assembly factor with WD repeat domains 1. The record is from RefSeq and is a predicted model, not a curated record. Bases 203 to 1540 code for a protein of 445 amino acids. The transcript is spliced from 5 exons. Gene Ontology annotation, molecular function: protein binding. Lineage: Eukaryota; Metazoa; Arthropoda; Insecta; Diptera; Drosophilidae.
GAACGUCUACCCUUUACUUCGCCGCUGCUAACGUAUCGACCCAGACCUAGAACACAGAAAAUCGACCAAACUAGUCUGUGGCAUGUCUACCGUGCUGUCAGUGUCUAGGCUGACAAGGCAACGUGCAACAAAUUAAAGCAGGUCAGCAAGUUCACAUCGCGCUGUAAAGGAAUUUCAUUUCGAAUUCAACAACAGCUGCGAAAUGAGUGCGAAUAAAAUCUUUCUGCGUUAUUAUCCGCCAGGUCUGGCUUUGAAUUAUCGUUCAGCGGAUGGCACAGAACGACUGCGACACUUUGAUUUGCUCGAUCUGAAUACCAAAACAAAUGUGGAGGCAUUGGCUGAUAGCAUUCUGCUGCAGGAAUUACAGGCUGCGGAAUCAGAACACAACCCAAAUGAUUCUGCAGAUGACAAGUCCGCUCCCUGCGUGCCGAGCAACUCACAGACGUCUAGUUCGCAGAACACAUUCAGUGCACUGAAGCAGGCGAUAAACAAGCUGCAAAACAAACUGCGCGAACCGGUCAAGAAAAAGUUCUAUCUACACAAAUGCUACAACUCGCACAUCCUGCCGCUGACCAAUGUUUGCUUUGAUCGCAGUGGCGAACACUGUUUGACGGGCAGCUAUGAUCGCACCUGUCAUGUAAUUAACACCAGCGACGCCGAGGUGCAUCACAUGCUCACGGGCCAUGACAAUGUGGUCUUCUCUGUGGCCUACAAUACGCCACGCUGCGACAAGAUUGUGACGGGCUCUUUUGACGGCACAGCGAAGAUCUGGUCAGCGAGCAGUGGCCAAUGCCUGAGCACCAUGUACGGACAUGCAGCUGAAGUUGUGGCCGCCGAAUUUCAUCCGUUGCACGACCAGACUGUGGCAACGGCCUCCAUCGAUGGCAAGGCACGCAUCUUUGAUGCAGAAACUGCACAGGAAUUGCAGCUACUAGCCCAUCAUGGAGCCGAGGUGAUUGUAGCGCGUUAUUCCCGCGAUGGACAACUAUUGCUAACAGGCUCGUUUGAUCACACAGCCGGCAUUUGGGAUGUGCGAACGAAGAGUUGCUGUCAUCAGUUGCGAGGACACUCAGCUGAGCUGUCGAAUUGUGUGUGGAGUUUCGGCGGCUCGUUGAUUGCCACCGGCAGUCUGGACCGCACAGCACGCAUCUGGGAUAUGCGUCGCUUGGACCAGGAGCUGCAUUUGGUAUCCAACCACAGUGAUGAGGUGCUCGAUGUUAGCUUCGAUGCAGCGGGCAAGUUGCUGGCCACCUGCAGCAGCGAUUGCACUGCGCGUGUCUGGAGUCUCGAGCCUCUCGAGAUGCUCUCGUUGAUGGCCGGCCAUAGUGAUGAGGUGAACAAGGUGUGUUUCAGUCCCAGCGGUUGCAUGCUGCUCACCGCUUCCGCUGACAAUACUGCACGCCUCUGGCUCACCGAGACCGGACAAUGCUCUCAGGUGCUGUCGGGUCACGAGUCCGAAGUCUUUAGUUGUGCCUACAGCUAUGCGGGCGAUGCAAUUUUAACAGCCUCUAAGGACAACACGUGUCGUGUCUGGAGGUGAUACGAUUGGUAUACGGUGCAGCUAAAUGAUUGAACGCCAAAAUGGAACGGAAAAUGCUUAUCAACUUUUGGGUUUUUUUUUUGUUUUUUUUUUUAUCAACAUUUACUACAAACUCGGGCGUUAUUUUUGUUUCGUUUUGUUUGCUUUAAGUUUCGUCUUACAAAUUAAUAGUUUUUGCUUUUCAUUACAGUUUUUGUAUUUCAUUUGUUUUCGUUUCUUGUGGUUUUUGUUUUGUUUUGUUUUGUUUAAAUCGGAUAUCUCAUAUACAUACAAUAUAUAAAAAUAAUGAACAAAAAUGAUUCUUCAGUAACAAACAUUAUACAGCUUAGAAAAUUCCUCUUCAUGGCGGAAUCAAUAUUAAUACACUGUUCGAUAAUCAAAUAAAAAAAUCAUUACUUUUACAGACAUCACCCGAGCGACAUUCUUAGACAGGGCUAAAAGUGUUUACGUUUUUAUAUUGUUUGUUUGUAAUUUUUUUUGUUUUUAAUUUUUCAUUUGUUUCUUUACUUUUUUUGGUAAAACUUUACACAGCUAAACAAAGGCGAGUCAACAGUUUAAAUUUGAUUGAUGAGAAUUGAUUGACGGAAGGACAGUUACGAUAGAUAGAUUGAUAGACGACAGACCGACCUAACACAAAA